Molecule: messenger RNA, 7019 nt
Organism: Drosophila innubila
Lineage: Eukaryota; Metazoa; Arthropoda; Insecta; Diptera; Drosophilidae
Product: glutamate synthase 1 [NADH], chloroplastic
Exons: 14
Coding region: 362-6712 (2116 amino acids)
Molecular function (GO): iron ion binding; flavin adenine dinucleotide binding; glutamate synthase (NADH) activity
Source: RefSeq, a predicted model, not a curated record
CUCGUUCAUUCUUAUUCGGUCUCUUGAAGGAAUCAGUCGCAUUCUGAAUCCAUCGGAAGUUGACAAAUUAAAAUAAAUCGCAGUGCUAAAAGCAAACGGAUAUACUGAAAAAGUUCUUCAUUUUGUGCUUACAGUGAAAACGGUUUAACGGCAAAGGCAACAACAACAAUUAACGCAGAGUGCGACGAAAAACAAAAACAACUGCGUUUUCUGUGCUAAUUAAACUGUGUUUAACAAAUCAGCAAGUGCAAGUGAAAAACCAAAGCUCCAAAAUAAAAGCAAAAGAAAAACAAUUACUAUUAAUUUUUAAAAAGCAACGCAAAGCGAAAAGUUUAAGCAAGUGCAACAGUAAUUGCGUAUAAUGGCACCAACAAUCACUGACAAUUGCGAAUUUGAAUGUGCAACAAGUGUUGACAGCAGCAUCAACAGCAACAACAACAAUAACUUUGAAAACGUUAACGAUAACGGUAUCGAAAUCGAUAACUUUACUAGCAACGAACAGUCGAAUGUGUCCGAUUUAAGCCAAGAUGGAGAGCAGGAGCAGCAGCAGCAGCAGAUGCCAUGGGAGGCACCUGGCAAGCAGGGACUCUACGAUCCCCAGAACGAGCACGAGGCAUGCGGCGUUGGCUUCAUUGUGGCCAUCGAUGGCAAACGGUCUCACAAGAUUCUACGUGAUGCCCAGACCUUGUCAGAACGGAUGAAUCAUCGCGGCGCCUGCGCCUGCGAUAACGACACCGGCGAUGGCGCUGGUGUAUUGGCUUCCAUUCCGCACGGACUCUAUGCCAAGGCUCUCGCCGAACAGGGUAUAACCUUGCCGGAGUUGGGUCACUAUGCUACGGGCAUCUUCUACUUGGACGUGGCUCAGCAUUCCUUUGCCGAGUCGGAGUUCAAUGAGCUGGCCAAGAGUCUGGGAUUGACGGUGCUGGCGUGGCGCACAGUUCCAUCGAAUCAGCAGGCGAUUGGACUUGUGGCUCGUAAGUCGGAGCCAUUGUCGCGUCAGGUGUUUGUGGCACGUCCCAAGGGCAGCGAUGAGAAGACAUUUGAGCGUCAGGUGUUUGUGCUUCGCAAGCGGGCGAGUCACGAGCUGACCAAGCAGGGAAGACGCUUCUAUAUCUGCUCUCUGUCUGAUCGGACAGUGGUGUACAAGGGAUUGUUCACCUCGGAUCAGCUGUGGGAUUACUAUACGGAUCUAAGGAAUCCACAGUUUGAGACGUACAUGGCUCUGGUCCACACGCGAUUUUCCACUAACACCUUUCCCAGCUGGGAGCGGGCUCAUCCUUUGCGUGUUCUGGCCCACAAUGGUGAGAUCAAUACCUUGCGUGGUAAUGUCAAUCUCAUGAAGGCUCGGGAGGGUGUCAUGCAGUCGGAACUCUUUGGUGAUCAACUGAAGAAGCUCUAUCCGGUUGUGGAGCCUAAUCUUUCCGAUUCGGGAUCCUUUGAUUGUGUCCUGGAGUUUAUCACCAUGGCCAGCGAUCGUUCUCUGCCAGAGUCCGUGAUGACCAUGGUCCCUGAGGCUUGGCAGAAUGAUAGAACCAUGCCCCAGGAGAAGCGUGACUUCUAUCAAUGGGCCGCCUGUGUAAUGGAACCCUGGGAUGGUCCUGCCCUGAUCAGUUUCACCGAUGGACGUUACAUUGGCGCCGUGUUGGAUCGGAAUGGAUUGCGUCCAUCACGUUUCUAUGUGACCAAGGAAAAUGUGCUGGUCAUGGCCUCCGAGGUGGGUGUCUACGAUGUGGAUCCCUCCCAGGUGACGCUCAAGAGUCGCCUCAAGCCCGGACGCAUGUUGUUGGUGGACACCAAGGAGCAGAAGCUCAUCCAGGACAUUGAGCUAAAGUCUCGAAUUGCCAAGUCGCGUCCUCAUUCCGACUGGUUGCAGCAGAAGAUCACGCUGGACGAGAUUCGUAAUGCGAAUGUGUUGAAUACACCCACUGAGGAGCCUCCAAAGGCGCCCGCCUCGCAACGCGGCAUCUUUGAUCCACGUCUCUCGCUCUUUGGCUACACGACGGAGACGGUCAACAUGCUGCUGAUUCCCAUGUUCAAGAACAAAAAGGAGGCACUUGGUUCUAUGGGCAAUGAUGCUCCUCUGGCUUGCCUCUCCGGAUUCCAGCCCAUUCCUUAUGAGUACUUCAAGCAGCUGUUUGCCCAGGUGACCAAUCCACCGAUUGAUCCAUUCCGUGAGAAGGUUGUCAUGUCCAUGCAGUGUCCCAUUGGACCGGAGGCGAAUCUGUUGAAGCCAUCCGCACAGCAGGUGCAUCGCAUAUGGCUUCCCAAUCCCAUAUUGAGCAUUCCAGAUACCCAGCUGCUCAAGCGGAACACGCAUCGCGGCUGGAAGACCAAGGUCCUGGACAUAACAUUCCAGUACAGCGACGGCUAUCGUGGUUAUCUCGAUUGCAUCGAUCGCAUCUGUCGGGAGGGCGCCAAUGCCGCCCAGGCGGGCUACCAGUUGAUCGUCCUUUCGGAUCGUGAGGCGGGAACGAAUGAGAAGGUAGCGGUAUCCGCUUUGCUUGCACUGGGUGCACUGCAUCAUCAUUUGAUUGAGACGCUGCAGCGCAUGAAGGUCGGCAUCAUUGUGGAGACGGCCGAGGCACGCGAGGUGCAUCACGUAUGUGUCCUUCUCGGCUAUGGCGCCGAUGCUAUCUGUCCCUAUUUGGCCUUCGAAUUGGCCCAGGCACUGCGUGAUGAUGGAGUCAUUGGUGCGGAGGUCACCGACAAGCAGAUUUACGCGGCCUACGCCCAAGCCAUCGAUACGGGCAUUGCCAAGGUGAUGGCCAAGAUGGGAAUCAGCACGCUGCAGUCCUACAAGAGUGCUCAGAUCUUCGAGGCUGUUGGACUGGGCAACGAGCUCAUUGACAAAUGCUUCCGCGGCACACAGAGUCGCAUUGGCGGCGUUACCCUGGAAAUCUUGGCCAAGGAGGGAUUAGAACGUUUCCAGUUAACCUACGGCAAGGUGUCGCCGGAUACGCGCAUCCUGCGUAAUCCCGGACAGUAUCAUUGGCGUCAUGGCGGCGAGGCGCACAUCAAUGAGCCCUCCUCCAUUGGCAGCCUGCAGGAGGCGGCGGUCAACAAGAACCUCAGCGCCUUUGAGGCCUUUAAGAAGACCACCCUGGACAGCGUGAAGAAGUGUGCGCUGCGUGGUCAGCUGGAGUUUGUCACGGAUCGCCAGAAGAUCGACUUGGAUGAAGUGGAGCCAGCCAGCGAGAUUGUCAAGCGCUUUGCUACGGGAGCUAUGAGCUUUGGCAGCAUCUCCUUGGAGGCGCAUCAGACCUUGUCCAUUACCAUGAACCGCAUUGGCGGCAAGAGCAACACAGGCGAGGGAGGCGAGGACUCUGAUCGUUAUCUGAAUCAAGAUCCCAAUAACAGUCGUCGCUCGGCCAUUAAACAGGUGGCUUCGGGUCGCUUUGGUGUCACAGCCUCUUACCUCGCGAAUGCCGAUGAUCUGCAGAUCAAGAUGGCUCAGGGAGCCAAGCCUGGCGAGGGUGGUGAGCUACCAGGAUAUAAGGUGACCAAGGACAUUGCCAAGACACGUAAAUCAGUGCCAGGAGUCGGCUUGAUAUCGCCGCCACCCCAUCACGAUAUCUACUCCAUUGAGGAUCUUGCCGAGCUGAUUUAUGAUCUCAAGUGCUCCAAUCCCAAGGCACGCAUCAGCGUCAAAUUGGUCUCCGAAGUGGGUGUGGGCGUGGUUGCCUCCGGCGUGGCUAAGGGCAAAGCAGAGCACAUUGUCAUCUCUGGUCACGACGGCGGCACCGGCGCCAGCUCCUGGACAGGCAUCAAGAAUGCCGGUCUGCCCUGGGAAUUGGGCGUCGCAGAGACCCAUCAAGUGCUUGUUUUGAAUAAUCUGCGUUCGAGAGUGGUCGUUCAGGCGGAUGGACAACUUCGCACAGGCUUCGAUGUCGUUGUGGCCGCUUUGCUGGGAGCUGAUGAGUUUGGUUUCAGCACAGCUCCAUUGAUUGUCAUGGGCUGCACCAUGAUGCGCAAGUGUCAUUUGAAUACCUGUCCCGUCGGCAUUGCCACACAGGAUCCUGAGCUGCGCAAGAAAUUCACCGGCAAACCGGAGCAUGUGAUCAACUUCUUCUUUAUGCUGGCCGAGGAUAUUCGUCAAAUCAUGGCUGGUCUGGGCAUACGCAAGUUCCAGGAUCUGAUUGGACGCACGGAUCUCUUGAGGAUGGCCAGUCAGCGUGAUUCGAAAGCCAGCAAUCUCGAUCUCAAGCUGCUGCUACAACCAGCCUUGGAGUUGCGUCCUGGCACAAAUAUUGUGGGUGGUUCUGUGAAACAGGACUUCCAGUUGGAGAAACGUUCCGACAAUCAAUUGAUUGCCCAGGCUCAGAGGAUCUUCAGUGGCGCCGAGAAGAACAUCACCGUGAAGAUGCCCAUCCACAAUGAGGAGCGUGCUUUUGGCUCCACAUUGAGCUAUCACAUUGCCUGUAAAUAUGGCGAAGCGGGUCUGCCCGCCGGCAAGAGCAUUGACAUCUUCCUAGAAGGAUCCGCCGGACAGAGUUUCUGCGCUUUCCUUGCACGUGGCGUGAAUGUGACUUUGAAGGGGGAUGCCAAUGAUUAUGUGGGCAAGGGAUUGUGUGGUGGCAAUGUGGUCAUCAAGCCACAGGAUACAGCUCCAUUUGAGUCGCAUCUCAACGUGAUUGUGGGCAAUGUGUGUCUCUAUGGUGCCACCGAGGGUACCGCCUACUUCAGAGGCAUUGCCGCCGAGAGAUUCUGUGUGCGCAACUCUGGAGUAACAGCUGUUGUAGAAGGUGUGGGAGACCAUGGUUGCGAGUACAUGACUGGCGGAUUGGUUGUCAUCCUGGGCUUGACUGGACGCAAUUUCGCAGCGGGCAUGUCAGGUGGCAUUGCCUAUGUCUACGAUAUUGACGGCUCCUUCAAGCCCAAGGUCAAUCCGGAGUCUGUGGAGCUGCUGCCCCUGCAACUGGACGAGGAUGUAAAAUUGGUAAAGAAACUACUCAUGGAGUUCAUCGACAAGACCGACUCCAAGGUGGCCAAGGAGCUGCUGGACAACUGGGCGCAGGAGCAGGGCAAGUUCGUCAAGGUCUUCCCGUACGAGUAUCAAAAGGCUCUCAAGGAUCUCGCCGAACAGGAGGAGGUGCAACAGCCCGUUAAGGUGGCAGCCAUCGAGAAUGGCAAUGGCAAGCACGAACCUCACAUAAAGGACAUCGAAGAGGCCAUUCAGGAUGUGGCUCUCGAGCAGAAGCGUGCUGAUCGUGUCCUCGACAAAACACGCGGCUUUGUCAAGUACAAGCGGGAGUCGGCUCCGUAUCGCGAUGCUGACGAACGUCAGCAGGACUGGAAUGAAGUCUACAACUUCCCACAUGUCCGCAAGAACCUCAAGAUGCAGGCAGCUCGUUGCAUGGAGUGUGGUGUUCCCUUUUGUCAAUCCAACUCGACUGGAUGUCCGCUGGGUAACAUUAUUCCCAAGUGGAAUGAUCUCGUCUUCCAUGGCGAGUGGCAGGAGGCGUUGCGUCAGCUCUUGCAGACCAAUAACUUCCCAGAGUUCACUGGUCGCGUCUGUCCCGCUCCCUGCGAGGGCUCCUGCGUCCUGGGCAUCUCCGAGCCGGCGGUUACCAUCAAAAACAUCGAAUGCGCCAUCAUCGAUCACGCUUUCGAGCAGGGCUGGAUUAAGCCCGAAAUCCCAGAGACGCGCACCGGAAAACGUGUCGCCAUUGUCGGCUCUGGACCCUCGGGAUUGGCAGCUGCUCAACAGCUGAAUCGAGCUGGACACUUUGUUACGGUCUACGAGCGCAAUGAUCGUGUCGGAGGAUUACUGCAGUACGGCAUUCCCACCAUGAAGCUGUCCAAGGAGGUGGUCAAGCGGCGUGUGGAUCUCAUGGCCGAUGAGGGCAUCGAAUUCCGCACCAAUGUGCACAUUGGCAAGGACACAAGUGCCGAGAAGUUGGUCGAAGGUUUCGAUGCCGUGCUCUUGACCACGGGUUCCACCUGGCCGCGUGAUCUGCCCUUGGCAAAUCGUGAUCUGCAGGGCAUUCACUUUGCCAUGGAGUUCCUGGAGGCGCAGCAGAAGAAACAACUGGGCGGCAAGAAGGAUAUCAUUUCAGCUGAAGGCAAGGAUGUCAUCAUCAUUGGUGGCGGCGACACCGGCUGCGAUUGCAUUGCCACGUCGCUGCGUCAGGGCGCCAAGAGCAUUACCACCUUUGAGAUUCUGCCUGAGCCACCUCUAAAGCGUGCCGAGGACAAUCCCUGGCCACAGUGGCCCAAAGUGUUCCGUGUCGAUUAUGGCCAUGAGGAAGUGCGUCUCAAGUGGGGCAAGGACCCGCGACAAUACUGCACCACAACCAAAGAGUUUGUGGGUGAGAAUGGUCAUAUCAAGGGCGUCCACACCGUCGAGGUGGAGUGGACAAAGACGGAGACGGGACAAUGGCGUAUGCAGGAAGUUGCCGGAUCGGAGAAAUACUUUGCUGCCGAUCUGAUACUACUUGCCAUGGGCUUCCUCGGACCGGAGAAGUCGGUGCCCAAUGAGCUGGGAUUGGAGCUAGAUCCACGUGGAAACAUCAAGGCCUGUAAUGGAGAGUAUGGCACCUCGAAUCCCAAGGUUUUCGCAGCUGGCGAUUGCCGGCGUGGUCAAUCCCUGGUCGUGUGGGCCAUUACAGAGGGUCGCCAGGCGGCGCGUCAAGUGGAUUCUUAUCUAACGGGUUAUCCCAGUGGCCUGCCCGGACCAGGUGGCGUCAUUGAUCCCACUGGACCCAGGUCCUAAAUGUCUAAUGGCAUUGGCUGAUGUUGUAGAAAAGAAUGAGGAUGACGAUGAUUGGAUACGGGAAGUCUGUCUGUGUGCGUGCGUCGUCCUUAGCAUAGAGAAAUUCGUGUGUUUUCGCUCGGAAAACCAAUUUGCAAUUUGUGAUUCUUAUUUUCGCGAUUUUAGAUUAGUUAACACUAAAAAAAGACUUGAGUUUAUUUACACAUUUAUUAAACACGUUUUCCUUUUCGUUUUAUUAUUCGUUGCGACGCCACGCCCAUAAGGCGCUGCUGGCGAUGCCCUCCAAAACGAUGAUGAUGAUAUUGCA